Messenger RNA from Pocillopora meandrina, 1014 nucleotides. The record is from the annotation of a GenBank genome assembly. NCBI's taxonomy places the organism in Eukaryota, Metazoa, Cnidaria, Anthozoa, Scleractinia, Pocilloporidae.
AUGUCGGCUUUGAAUGCAACUAUCGGGGAAACAAUUGCGCAGUCAAAUCAGUCCAUACAGAUUUGUCCUCCUCCAAGGCAUGAAUUAGUGGUGAAGGUCCUAAAGUACUUUAUCUUUGGCGCAAUUUUUGCCGUGAGCUUGAGUGGGAAUUGCUUUGUGUGCUGGGUAGUUUGGAAAAGACUUCGCAUGCGAACAGUGAUGAAUUAUUAUUUGGUCAAUUUAGCCGCAGCCGAUCUGGCGUUCACGCUAAUAUGUAUACCAUUUGAUCUUCCCGUUCAAGAGAAGUCUUGCAUCUGGCCAUACUUCGGCGCAUUAUGUAAGGUACUCUUUCCAUUACAAACAUUGUGCGCUAGCGCGUCCGUUUUCACGUUGACGGCGAUCGGUUACAGUCGGUAUCGCGCUAUAGUUCAUCCUUUGAAGACUCAAAUCGGUCUCGCUGACGCAAAAAAGUCCAUAUAUCUCAUAUGGCUCGCUUCACUGGUCUUGGUAUUUCCCUACGUGUUGGUCCUCAGAGUAAACCCUUCAACUGGUCAUUGCGAAGAGGGUUGGCCGGAACCAAAGCAAAUAUACAGUCGCAUCUACUCGUUUACAAUAUUCUUUGUAGAGUACGCAAUACCACUGCCUGUUGUCUUUGUUUCAUACCUCAAAAUCUGUCGCGAACUACGGUUAAACGGAGAUCGAGUACCAGUCGCACAGCCAGAUCAGAUAAAAGACUCAGAAAAAGUGCUGAAAAUGUCGAUUGUUAUAACUAUAGUAUUUGCCGUAUGCGCGUUACCAAACCAUAUCGCCUGGUUAGUACUCGAUUUCUUCAGCGAUAACAAAUGUGCACAGUGCAAUACGUGGGUUAUCUUGGCUAACAUGUUUGUGUUUGCUAACAGUGCUGCAGACCCCAUCGUUUACACAGUUUUUAACAGAAGAUAUCGAGACGAGUUCAAAAGUCUUUUGAAUUGCCAAGAGGUGGAAAUGGGAGAGCACAAUGAAAAUGCGGUCGACCUUGACGACAGAGUUGUAUGA